This is a messenger RNA of Debaryomyces tyrocola, 522 nucleotides long. The record is from the annotation of a GenBank genome assembly. Lineage: Eukaryota; Fungi; Ascomycota; Pichiomycetes; Serinales; Debaryomycetaceae.
AUGGGAUUUCCACCGGCAGAAAUUGAAGAAUUGGUUGGUAAAAUAGCUGAGCUUUUAAGAUCGAGAAAUCAGACGUUAGCUAUAUCAGAAGCUGCUUGCGGGGGAUUAUUGUCUGCGUACAUAAUAUCAGUUCCCGGUGCAUCCAAUUUCUAUAUUGGAGGUAAGUUGGUGUAUGCGUUGAAACAGAGAUUGAAGCUCUCCGGAUGGUCAGAAGAAGAAAUCAGUCAUUAUAUGGGACCAUCGGAGCAGGUAGCAUUAAAAUUGGCUCGGACCACUAAAUACGAGCUUGGGUCGACGUUCGUGUUAUCGGAAACUGGGUUUGCGGGACCUACAACCAACUUGCAUAUGCUGAAUUUGGCCAGCGAUGUGGAUAAGGUUGGGACUGUGUAUUUAGGACUCAGUGGGCCUGGUGGAGAGGUGUCGUGUGAAAGACAUACCGAUAGUGGGAAUAGAUCGGAGAACAUGGCAGCAUUUGCCAAAAUGGGGUUGGAGUUCUUAUAUGAACAAUUGGAAAAGCAGUAA